AUGUCUGAGUGUAAGAAAAGAGAAAAUGUAGUUAUUUGUAAUGUUGUUUUGGACUCAUCACCAAGUUUGAGUAGUAUCAUUGAUGCAUGUAGAUUUAGUUCAUUUGAAAAGUUAAUUAUUAGUACUGGAUAUGUAUUUCGAUUUAUCAACAAUUUGUUAAAAACAAUUAAAAAGCUACCAUUAAACAAACAAGUUACUUUGAUAGAUGAAAAACAUCCUUUACUAUUACGUGGAAAAGAAAGUUGGUUUACAAUAUUACUGAUUCGCAACUGUCAUGAACAAGUUUUGCAUCGUGAAAUCGAAUCGAUAUUGAAUAAAGUACGAUCUCAAUUCUGGAUAAUAAAAGGACGAUCAACGAUAAAAAGUAUUAUUAGACAAUGUGUAACAUGCAAGAAAUUCCAAGGAAGAACAUUGUUACCACCUAGCAUCCUAGAUUUACCUGAUUUUCGAGUUAAUAAUUUAUAUUCCUUUCAAGCAACUGGUUUAGAUGAUGCAGGAAAUUUAUUUGUAAAAACAGUUAAUAAAGAUGCUGCCUGUAAGGUCUAUGUUUUACUAUUGACUUGCGCGUCUAGUCGAGCAAUCCAUCUUGAACUGACACCUGACAUGAAAAUUCCCGCCUUCAUAAGAGCUUUUAAGCGUUUUGCAGCACGAAGAGGUUUUCCUGAUCUUAUUAUCUCCGAUAAUUUUAAUACCUUUAUAUCUAAGGAAGUUAAAAAUUUUAUGAUGAAAAAAGAUAUGCAACAGAAAUUUAUUUUAUCAGCUUCCCCCUGGUGGGGCGGUUUCUACGAACGUUUAGUUAGAUCUGUUAAAAUUACAAUGAAGAAAACAAUUGGUAAGUCUCAUUUAUCUUACGAAGAACUAGAAACGAUGUUAUGUGAAAUCAAAUCUGUGAUAAACAGUCGUCCAUUAUUUUACAUGAGCGAGGAUGACACUGAAGAAGCAUUAACACCAUACCAUUUAAUGUAUGGACAAAAUAUUGUUAAUAAAAUGAAUGGAAUUAGUAUACUACCUAAUGAUAUUUCGAAAUUGAGCUAUAUUUAUAAAAACAACUAUGUUUUACUUUUGGAGAAGGUUUGCAACUUCUUAUCUUAA
Messenger RNA from Hydra vulgaris (swiftwater hydra), 1092 nucleotides. The record is from RefSeq and is a predicted model, not a curated record. Lineage: Eukaryota; Metazoa; Cnidaria; Hydrozoa; Anthoathecata; Hydridae.